AAAAUGAAAAAUCUCGUCCUGAUUUCUCCUACCUUCGUUCCCAAGUCUCUCAUUUCUUAAACCCUUCCCCGAUCUCGUCUCUCGAUGCCCCAUCUCCUCAGAUCCAUACCUCCGUCCUCGCCGUCCUAGAUCUCAGCUCCUCUCCAUUGAUCAUCGGCGUUGAGCCUUCUCCGGCGAGUUCUUGGUGAGUUUUUGGCAAUGGGAGGCGUGCCGUCGACGCCGCGCGGUGGGAACCUGCGGCAGGAGGAUGCGGAGUACCUCAUCGGGGAGUUUGUCGGCAAUCGGGCUUACCCCGUUUCUUCUGACUUUUGGCAGAAGCUGCUUGAUCUCUCCCUCACCGUCCAGUGGCCCCAUGACCGUAUUCUUCACGCGUGCGAGAUGCUCGCACAGAAUAAUCACCACACAAGGCAUCUUGGGAAGGUUUUGAUUCAUUUGGUUCUAUGUUUGCAAGACUCUAUGUCAAGUUCUACUGCUUCCUCAGCUAGCUAUAAGAAGGCUGUGAAUGCUACCUACAUAUCAUCUGUGUUUCUUAAGUACAUCAUUGAAAAUUCAAAAAGUGAGAAAUUUGAAGAUCUAUGUCUCAGUUUUGAUGAAGAUACGAAGAUUCAUGCUACCUCUCCUACGGACCAAAGCAUAGAGAGUUUUUUUAUGCGGGGUGUGCUAAGUUAUAUUGGUGCGUCAGAUGUAAGUCCUCACUCAUGCCUCCUGCAUCAUGAACUUCUGAACUUGAUGUUCGUGGCCAUGUCCACUCAGCUUCGUUCUGGGCCAUCCCCUGGUACGAAGGAUGUGCAUCCUUUCAUUGACGCAGCAAUGAUUCAGGAGAGCACUGUGGUUGCUGCUGUUGUUCGCAGAUUAUUGCUUAAUUUUAUCAUGAGGCCACGUGUUCCAUUUAAUGGUUCAAAUUAUCCUGUUUUCCCUGAAGGAAGCCAGCCUGGUGUAUUACAAAGAGUUAGUUCUGCUGCUGCCAAUUUUGUUCUACUGCCCUAUUACACAUUCAAUUACCUUGUUAGUUCAAGCGGUGAAGGUUUGAGAAGUCCCUUGGCUGAUAAAAGUUUACUUCUUUUGCUCAUCCUCGUUCAUUAUCGUAAGUGCGUUAUUGAGGAUGCGUCCAUCACAAAAACUAAUGUGGAGGCUAUUGGCGGUAACUCGUAUAUGAAAGAGACAUACUUCUGUGAAAAUCCUUACUGCAAGGCAUUGAAUAGCGUGAGGGAUGUUGAAUUUGAUCGUGUUGAUAUUGAGGGGAAUGCACAAAGCGGGCCAGUUGUGAGAUUGCCAUUUGCCUCCUUAUUUGACACUCUUGGACUGUGCUUGGAUGGUGAAAGCUCUGUCCUCUUGUUAUAUUCUUUGGUCCAUGGAAAUUCUGAUUUUCUGGAAUAUGUCUUGGUGCGCACUGACUUGGAUACAUUGUUAAUGCCAAUUCUGGAAACACUUUAUAACGCUUCAAAAAGGACACCCAAUCAAAUCUAUAUGUUAUUAAUUGUCCUUCUCAUAUUGAGUCAAGAUUCAUCCUUCAAUGCAAGCAUUCAUAAAUUGAUUCUUCAAAGUGUUCCUUGGUAUCAAGAGCGACUUCUGCAUAAGACCUCUCUUGGUUCUCUGAUGGUUGUGAUACUAAUAAGGACUGUGAAGUAUAACCUCUCUAAGCUGCGGGACGUGUACUUGCAUACAAACUGCCUUGCUAUUCUGGCAAACAUGGCUCCUCAUGUUCAUAAGUUAAGUGCCUACGCAUCUCAGAGGCUGGUUAGCCUUUUUGAUAUGCUCUCACGCAAGUAUAUCAAAUUAACUGAUAUCAUGGAUGAUAGUGUCCUUAAAAUUGCACCUGACCAAUUUGAAGGGAACGUUACAAAAGAAGACAUGUCACCAGAGCUUCACAUUUAUACAGAUUUUCUUCGAAUUGUUCUGGAAAUUUUCAAUGCAAUUCUUACAUAUGCCUUGCCACGAAAUCCUGAGGUUGUAUAUGCGAUAAUGCAUCGCCAGGAAGUCUUUCAACCUUUCAAGAAUCACCCACGAUUCAAUGAACUGAUUGAAAACAUAUAUACCGUAUUAGACUUCUUCAAUAGUCGUAUGGAUAUGCAGCAAAUGGAGGGUGAAUGGUCUGUAGACAAAGUCCUUCAAGUCAUCAUUACAAAUUGUCGAUCAUGGCGUGGUGAAGGAAUGAAGAUGUUCAAUCAGUUACGCUUCACUUAUGAGCAAGAAAGUCAUCCUGAGGAAUUCUUUAUUCCAUAUGUCUGGCGACUAGUUGUGUUCGAUAGUUUCUCCUUCAAUCUUGAUGCCAUAACUUUGUUCCCAAUUGAUCAACCUGUAUAUGAAACUCAGUCUGGUGAAUUAGAUGUGUAAAGCGAAUAUCACCUGCCUUUUAUUCAAACAAGCUUUUCAUACUGAGCAUCCGGAUGAUCGAUCAGGAGCACCAGUGUACAUAAUACCAGGAAAUAUUCAUCUCAUUCUUUGUGUUCAUAUCAGUGCGACUCAUCAGUGUAACCCCAGAAUGUAGAGGUCUCAUAUUGAAUAGCAAGAU
Molecule: messenger RNA, 2512 nt
Organism: Dioscorea cayenensis subsp. rotundata (Guinea yam)
Lineage: Eukaryota; Viridiplantae; Streptophyta; Magnoliopsida; Dioscoreales; Dioscoreaceae
Product: dymeclin
Exons: 18
Coding region: 199-2334 (711 amino acids)
Biological process (GO): Golgi organization
Cellular component (GO): Golgi apparatus
Source: RefSeq, a predicted model, not a curated record